CAGCGGGUCCUCCGGGGUGUGGCGUCCCUUGUCCCGCCCUGAGCCCCUCCUCUCUUAACCCGCACCACCGGUGGUCGCUCUACUACUCUGCUCUGGUCGCUCUUCGCAGACACCAGCCGACCAUCCAACUUUCGGACCAUGGCCAACCUCGAGCGUACCUUCAUUGCUAUCAAGCCAGAUGGCGUGCAGCGCGGCCUGGUGGGCGAGAUCAUCAAGCGCUUCGAGCAGAAGGGGUUCCGCCUAGUGGCCAUGAAGUUCCUUCGGGCUUCUGAGGAACACUUGAAGCAGCACUACAUUGACCUGAAAGACCGUCCUUUCUUCCCUGGACUGGUGAAGUACAUGAACUCGGGGCCUGUGGUGGCUAUGGUCUGGGAGGGUCUCAAUGUGGUAAAGACAGGCCGAAUGAUGCUGGGAGAGACCAAUCCAGCUGAUUCAAAGCCAGGCACCAUUCGAGGGGAUUUUUGCAUUCAAGUUGGCAGGAACAUCAUUCAUGGCAGUGAUUCAGUGCAAAGUGCACAGAAGGAGAUCAGUCUGUGGUUUAAGUCUGAAGAACUGGUUGACUACAAGUCUUGUGCUCACGACUGGGUGUAUGAGUAGAGGUGGUUCACUGGGUCCUUUCCAGCUACUGAUGGAUCCCUGGACAUAGCUCUUCAUUCCACAGAAUGAAUGGAUCAUCUUUUCUAAAACAAUAAAGACUUUGGAACUGGA
Molecule: messenger RNA, 708 nt
Organism: Peromyscus leucopus (white-footed mouse)
Lineage: Eukaryota; Metazoa; Chordata; Mammalia; Rodentia; Cricetidae
Product: nucleoside diphosphate kinase B
Exons: 5
Coding region: 139-597 (152 amino acids)
Biological process (GO): CTP biosynthetic process; regulation of apoptotic process; UTP biosynthetic process
Molecular function (GO): nucleoside diphosphate kinase activity
Source: RefSeq, a predicted model, not a curated record